This is a messenger RNA of Echinostoma caproni, 216 nucleotides long. NCBI's taxonomy places the organism in Eukaryota, Metazoa, Platyhelminthes, Trematoda, Plagiorchiida, Echinostomatidae. The record is from the annotation of a GenBank genome assembly.
AUGGAACUACGUUGUCGGACCGGUCGAUGGGAUCUCAUUGCCGUAACCGAAACCUGGUUGACGACCGACAUCUUAGACUACGAGCUGCGAUUACCAGACAUGGAGCUAUUGGGGCAUGAUCGUCCAACGCGAGGUGGGGGUGUGUUGCUCUAUCAUCAUAAGAGCUUGCAAUGCGAGCAAAUUGAAUGCCCUUUCGCCGCCUCUGAUACAUUAUAG